UCAAACUAAAAAUAGUUUCAGUUGUAGGAAUCUGACUUACCUGUUGACCCCAAGUAAUAUAUGUUCCAAAAUAGCCACCACUUAAUUAAUGUACUAUGUUGCAGUAGGCAUCUAGCAUGAUCUAGUGUAGACUGUGCACAGCGCUGUAGCCUAUGAGCGACGAGGAGGAAACCGGACAGGACGACCGCAGGAUCUUGCAAUCAGCUAGAGGCCCGAUAGCCCACGUGUCUUUAGGUCCGGAGGGUGAUAGGAGUCUGUUCCGCCGGCUUAGGGAGAGACAGCAGGAGCAGAGGGGGGCUAGAGCAGCCGAGGCCAGCAGGACUUUAGUUAGCGAGGCCGGUGCUACAGCAGUCAUGGCCACUACAGCCAUGUCCACUUCUGCGCAGGAGACUUCCCAAGUCGGUAGUUCAGGUGCCGUCGGGUCCACGGUCGCGCAGACCGUGAGUCAGUCCACUCGCAUAAUGGCAAGCCAGGCAGCGGUGUUGACUACGGAGGAUGUCGCCAUCCAACAGGCAGCCCUGCAGGAGGCACAACUACAGUGGGCAUUAGGAGAGAUAAAAGCGGAAAAGGAAAAGAUGAUCAGAAGAAGAGCCAGGAUGCAGCGGAGAGGGGCAGAUAUAGAGGAGUUAGAAUUGAUGGACCUGACACAUAUGGAUGCUGAUGUGAAGGGACCGGGACAGACCCAGUGGGUUCCAAAGACGGCCAUUGCCGCUCCCAAACCUUUUACAGGGGACAAGAGAGGCGAAGACCUCGACACAUGGUUGAGGUCAGUGCCGGUCUACGUCAGGUGUAAACUCACCUUGACGCACGAAGAAGUGCUUGUGGCUGCUUCCUACCUAGAGGGUAGUGCAGCAAGAUGGUUGAGCGGUCUAGUGCAACUUCAGGGAUAUGGUCAUGACUUCCGCGCUUGGGCAGCCACCCAGAAACUGGAUGACUUCCUGAAGAUGGUGGAGGAGAGGUGGCACGAUCCUCAGGAGGCUCAAAGGGCCACUGAUGCGAUCCUGGCACUGCACACGAGGCAGUUUAAGUCAGUAAGGGAAGCCACUGACGCUGUUGAGCGUUUGAUCUGUGUCCCUGGGGUGCACUAUGAACCCCAAGUCCUGUUGACUUCGUACCUGAGAUGCUUUUCUCAUCCUUUCAGGAACCAGUUGGCAAAAGAGGCCAACAUCAAUAUGCACAACUUCCCUUCGUUUAGCAAGGUAGCCCUAGACCUUGAGGCAAAGAUAGGGCAUGGACAGGCACCCACAACGGAUGGAAGAAAGAAGACAUUGCCUCCCAACUGGAAGGCGAAGGGUCACAUCAUGUUUGUCGACAACGAUGGUUCAACCUUCGAGUUGGACGGCAACUUCCAGGAGGGAGUAGGUUCAGAGGCGGGCAGCUUAGAUGCUUCAGAGGGUGGAGUAGUCGUUGUUGUUGCCCAAAAAGGGGUUGUUGAGAGGGAGGUCGUCCAUGCGAUAGAGAUUAUCCCAGGGUCUAGUAUUCUGAAGGGUAGGAUCUAUCGCAUGUCUCCAGGCGAGCUUGAUGAGCUUCGCCGCCAACUCAAGGAACUCGUAGAGAAGGGUUGGAUCCGACCGAGUGUCUCUUCAUAUGGGUCUCCAGUUUUAUUCGUGCCUAAGAAGGAGGGUACUCUUAGGAUGUGCAUUGAUUAUAUGGGCCUCAAUGCCAUCACUGUAAAGAACAGAGAGCCCCUACCGCGCAUCGACGAUCUGGUAGAUAGAGUGCAGGGGUGUUGCUUUCAGCACGCUAUGAAUCGGAUAUUCCAUGACUACUUGGAUAAGUUUGUCAUCGUGUACCUCGAUGACAUACUUAUUUUUAGUAAGACUGUCGAGGAGCACGUUGCACAUUUGGACAAAGUCCUCAGCCUCCUGCGGCAGCACAAGUUCAAGAUCAACGGUGAGAAGUGCGAGUUUGGCCGCACCMGUGUCUUGUACUUGGGUCRUGARAUYUCCGCGGAAGGGUUGAAGCCCGAUGACGCGAAGGUGGCCAGCAUUCGUGAUUGGCCACGUCCUCAGUCUGUGACUGAGAUGAGAUCUUUCUUAGGAAUGACAGGCUACUACAGAACUUUUGUAAAGAACUAUAGCAUAGUGGCCGCUCCUUUGACUGAUCUGACCCGCCUUGACACCCCGUGGGAGUGGACAGAUGAGUGCGAGGCUGCUUUCAGACAUCUGAAGCAUGCGUUGACGCACUACGAGGUCUUGAAACUUCGUGAUCCUGACAAGCCGUUUAUAGGCACCACGGAUGCCAACCAAUAUGGCAUUGGCGUCGUGCUCGUGCAGCAGGAGGGGCCAAAGUUGAGGCCAGUCGAGUACAUGUCGAAAAAGAUGUCGUCUCAGAAGUUGGCAAAGUCCACCUAUGAGAAGGAACUCUACGCAGUGAUUGACCAUCAGACCUUGAGAUGGAUGAGAACUCAGCCCGCACUAUCUGACGCUCUGAAGCGUUGGAUCGAAGUCAUUGAGCAAUAUGACUUUGACCCCCAGUAUCUCAAAGGGGAGUACAAUAAGGUGGCUGAUGCCUUGUCGCGUAGACCUGACUUUUCAGGUGCGCUGAUUAGUGAGUUCGAUCUCACGGACGAUGUUACUCGCUCUUUGGUGGAUGCCUAUCGCGAGGAUCAGUUUAUGUCUGAGAUCAUGCGCAGACUUCAGGCAAAGGACAAGAAAACCUCUGCUGAGUUCGAGUUGGUCAAUGGCGUGCUGUUCCUUGAGAAGGACGGGAAUAAACGACUGUGUGUCUCGAGUAGCGAGUCUUUGCGUAGUUUGUUUUUAGGCGAGUGUCAUGAUGCCACCGGUCAUUUUUGGUAUAAAAAGACCGCAGCCAACUUGCUGCAGCGGUUCUGGUGGCCCACGAUGAUGCGAGAUGCUCAGCUGUAUGUGGAGACUUGUCAAGUGUGUCAACGAGACAAGCCGCGUACUCAAACUCCUCUUGGGCUUUUGAAGCCCCUUCCUAUUCCGGAACGGCUUGGUGAGAGUCUGUCCAUGGAUUUCAUGGAUACACUGGUCACCAGCAAGAGUGGGAUGCGACACAUCUUCGUGAUCGUGGAUAGAUUUAGCAAGUAUGCCAGGAAUCAGUUGGCAGAAGAGGCUAACAUCAACAUGCACAAGUUCCCUUCGAUUAGCAAGAAGGCCCUAGACUUGGAUGCAAAGAUUGGGCACAGGCACCAACCCACUACAGAUGGAAGGAAGAAAACAUUGCCUCCCAACUGGAAGGUGAAGGGUCGCAUUAUGUUCGUUGACAACGAUGGUUCUACCAUCGAGUUGGACGACGACUUCCAUGAGGGAGUGGUUGCAGAGGCGGGCAGCGUGGAGGCUUCACGGGGUGGAGUAGUCACUGCCUCAGUUCAAAAAGAGGGAUUGAAACCCGAUGACACGAAGGUGGCCAACAUUCGUGAUUGGCCGCGUCCUCAGUCUGUGAUUGAGAUGAGGUCCUUACGAAUGACCGGCUACUAUCGCAAUUUUGUGAAGAACUAUAGCAUAGUUGCCGCCCCUUCGACGGACCUGACUCGCCUUGACACCCCAUGGGAGUGGGCAGACAGGUGUGAGGCAACCUUCAGACAUCUGAAGCAUGCUUUGACACACCAUGAGGUCUUGAAACUUCCUGAUCCCGACAAGCCGUUUAUUGUAACCACGAACGCUAGUCAAUAUGGCAUAGGCGGCGUGCUUGCACAGCAGGAGGGGCCAAAGUUUAGGCCUGUCGAGUACAUGUCCAAAAAGAUUCCCUCUCAGAAGUUGGCCAAGUCCACUUAUGAGAAGGAGCUUUAUGCGAUUUGCAAAGCGCAAACCCACCGGAGACACUACCUCCUUGGGAGGUUCUUCUACGUCAGGACUGAUCAUCAGACCUUGAAGUGGAUGAGAACCCAGCCUGUGCUUUUCGAUGCGCUGAAAUGUUGGAUCGAAGUCAUUGAGCAGUAUGACUUCGAGCCCCAGUACAUCAAAGGAGAGUACAACGAAGUUGUUGAUGCGCUGUCGCCAAAUGGGCAAGCAGAGCAAUUGAAUCGCGCUUUUCAACACCUGCUGAGUCAUUACAUCAAGCCUAAUCAGGUGGACUGGGAUGAGAAACUUGCUCUCAUCGCCAGUCUCUAUAACAACGCCGUGCACAACGCAACAGGGGUGAGCCCCAACAGUCUGCUACUGACUUUUAAACCUAGACUGCCAUUAGAUUUUCUCUUACCUAAGAAUCAGCCUUCUGGUGCACCAGGCACUCUAGAAUUUGCUUAUCGAUAUGAGCACCUGAUGCAGCAAGCUGUAGAACAAAUGCACAAGGCACAGGCGACGAUGAUAGAGUCUGAGAACAAACACCGCCGCCCAUCUACAUUCCAGGUAGGGGACAGGGUCUGGGUCAAGUCCUCAGAACUGGGACAGGAGCACGGGAUCUCCCGCAAGUUCAUGCUACAAUACUUUGGUCCAUGGGAGGUUCUCGAUAUCGUCGGGGGUGAUCCGGAUGGGCCGUCAUAUGUGAUUCGGAUUCCUGGUCACCUUCGCACUUACCCUGUCUUUCACGCCUCCAAACUUGCACCUUUCAAGGAAACUGACCAGUUCCCCUCUCGUCGCUCAAUGCUGCCCCCAACCAUGGAUGGAGAGGUCGACAUUGACAUUGUGGACCACAGGGAAAUGCCAGUUCCAAGACCAACAGGCAGGGGACGUCCUCCUAAGCUGAAGCUGCAGUAUCGCAUUCGGUUCAGACAUCACACUGAUCGCAAGGAGGACAGAUGGUUUACCAGGGAGGAACUGUUGCAGACCGCUCCACAGGCUGUCGCUCACUACGAGAAGUUACUGCAGAAAGGAAAGCACCAGAUUGAAUUCGGCCGCCUUGCUAGCGGCCUCCUAUGUCGUACUUACGAGGACUAUGUUGUCCACUUGGUUCCACCGCUGGACCAACCGCUCCACGUGCAACAAUCAACCGCAGGCACGGUUUCAUCACCAUCGACAACCGAUUCGGCAGCUUCGCCGCCAUCUAUCGCCGGGGAUUCGACGUCAUGGUCAGGACUUGAAGAGCUCGACCCAUUGACGUUCGCGGACUUCCAAUGGAUGCCCGUUCCCUCGACCGGACGAUUGUCGAAACCGCAUUGCAACAUGCUCAUGGCACAACUGCGGGAUUACUKGCACACUGCAGUACCRACUCCGUUGAUGGACGCCGGAGUAGAGGUUGUCGACCUUCACGCCUACAUUGCGAAGAUCGACCGCGAGUUCAAGACGCAACGGUACGACGAUAUCGACGCACCAUUGCUAUAUGUACGCAUUCAGAUCGGAGAGGCGACCUGCAACGCUUUGAUCGAUUGCGGAGCAUCUCGCAACUACAUCAGCCAGGACUUCAUGGUGCGCGCCGGCCUUGGCCUACGCGUCCGAAGGAAGCCCCAGCCCACGCAAGUCACGUUGGCGGACGGUCACACGCACAAGUCAAUCGACCGGUGCAUUGAUGACGUCCCAGUGUACUUUGCCCUUCACGCAAGUGAGGCGGUAUCCUUUGACGUUCUGGACACCAAAUUUGACAUGGUCUUGGGCAUGUCAUGGCUGCUACUAUCAGCGAUUCAUCACCGGUACUCAAGGAUUGUUGCACCUAUGACGAGAUUACAAUCGCCAAAGGUGCCAUUCGUAUUCGAUGACGACGCACGCCGGUCAUUCCAAGCACUUAAGACGGCUAUGCUCAUGGCACCCGUCCUUCGCAUCUAUGACCCCACCCUGCCUACGAGAGUGGCGACUGACGCUUCCGGCUAUGGCAUUGGGGCAGUCUUGGAACAGCACGACGGCGACGACUGGCACCCUGUGGAGUAUUUCAGCCACAAAGUGCCUCCCAUCAACUCGCUUGAUGAUGCAAGGAAGAAGGAGYURCUCGCRUUCGUCAUGGCUCUCAAGCGAUGGCKGCACUUCCUCCUUGGSCGUCGUAGGUUCACAUGGGUUACGGACAACAAUCCAUUGACCUACUACAAGACACAGGAUACGGUGAGCAGCACGAUCAGACGAUGGAUGUACUUCAUCGACCAAUUUGACUUCACACCGAAACAUCUUCCCGGCCUCUCAAAUCGCGCAGCAGAUGCACUCUCGCGAAGACCUGAUCUUUGCGCUAUGACACAUCAUGCCUUCGCAUUCGACGAGGAGCUUCAGCGACACUUCAUCCGGGGAUAUGAGUCUGAUCCGGACUUCGCCACGUUAUACGCGCAGCUAUCCUCAGAUCACCCGGCGGCCAGCAAUUAUCGCAUUGCCGACGAGUACUUGCUCCUCCACUCGAGAGGCAAGGACUUAUUGUGUGUCCCACGAGACCGUCGUCUUUGGACUCGCCUUCUCGGAGAGUUCCAUGACUCGCGACUCGCCGACCAUUUCGGAGUCAACCGCACUAUUGCACGGCUUCGACAACGAUUCCGAUGGACCGACCUCAUUACCGAUGUCACUCGGUAUUGCGACUCUUGCGAAGUUUGCCGACGCAACAAACCCCGCAUCUGCAAUCCUUAUGGCGAGCUACGCCCGAUGCCUAUCCCACGGGAACCCGGUCUCUCCAUUGCCAUGGACGUCACCGGUCCGUUCCCUCGCGACCGGCUCGGGCACGACGACAUCCUCACGGUUGUGGACCGAUUGAGCCGUAUCUUCGCCGACCUUCUCCUCCCUCGACCAACCGACAUUGACGCCGCUUGCACUCCCGCUUCCGUCUGGAAGUACAGGGAAUUGCUGACUCAAGUCCUCGCGAACAUGCAAAAGGCUCAAGUCCGCAUGCAGCAGCAAGCCAACAGGCGUCGCGUACCAUGUCCCAUCCGCGCCGGUGAUCUGGUUUGGGUCUCUGCGGAAGAGUUUGCACUGGAACAGGAUGUUUCACGCAAACUGCUUCCCAAGUGGUUUGGACCAUGGUCUGUGACAUCAGCCGCGGGUGAUGAGCCCGAUGGCCCUUCAUUUGUGAUCAACAUUCCCGAGCAUCUGACGGUCCAUCCAGUCUUUCACUCAUCAAAGCUGGCAACAUAUACACCAGCUAAGAGUGACGACUUCCCGGGCCGACGAUCGCAGGACCCUCCAUCUAUGGAUGGUCAUCAGGAGGUUGACCGCGUCAUCUCGGAUCGCAAGUAUGGCAGCAAGCCGCGACAGUACAAAGUUACAUUCAGAGCAUGCAAUCCUGACGACACUCGGUGGAUUUCAGGAGCAGAUUUGAAAGCAUCCGCACCACUGAUCUACGCUUACUAUGAGCGUCAAAGGAGGGGGACUACGCGGCCGUUGCAGCCCGCGGGCGAGGGCGACAAGGAAGAGGUCGUGGUCGGGGAAGAGGAGGCCGCGGACGUGGAGGAAGAGGACCCGACACCCAGAGGGGUGGUGGCGAAGGUAGCUACUACGUGGGUGGAAGGGGCAAUGGUCCCUCGCAAGGUGGCCGAGGUUUCAACUCCACUUGGGGAAGAGGAAGAGGCACGUGGUAUUGAAACUGGGAUAAGCCAUAUCCGCCCCAUCCAGUUAAGGAAAGUGAAGACAAAGAAGAGGCAGAGUCCCCAGAAGUUGAGAAAAUUAUGAAAGAAUUCACAGAUGUGGCAAAGGCCCCAAACGGUGUGGUAAAACGACCCAUAAAUACCCGGAAGUCAAAUUUCGAAGGGGCCGAUUUAUAGAAUGUCACCCAAAGAAUUGAAUGAAUUGCGAACCCAGCU
This is a messenger RNA of Chara braunii, 7606 nucleotides long. NCBI's taxonomy places the organism in Eukaryota, Viridiplantae, Streptophyta, Charophyceae, Charales, Characeae. The record is from the annotation of a GenBank genome assembly.